Cicer arietinum (chickpea) is the source of this 6217-nucleotide messenger RNA. NCBI's taxonomy places the organism in Eukaryota, Viridiplantae, Streptophyta, Magnoliopsida, Fabales, Fabaceae. The record is from RefSeq and is a predicted model, not a curated record.
CAACUAUCUAUAUUAUUGUCAAUUUUUGUGUCAAAAUGACAUUUUAAAAAAAGAAAUGAGCUAUACCCAUAAUAGAAAAAUAAAAUAAUAUCAAAGUCAACAUUGUGGAAAAUACAGCAAACUAAUUCACAAGAAACAAAUACCGAAGACUUGUUGCUUUGAAUCAAGGGUCAAUGGGUUCAACAUAAUAAUAUGUGGUGUGAGAUACUUGUCUCAAGUCUUGUUGCUUCUGUUUGUUUUAGUUGUAGUAAUCGAAAUUCAGGGAUCAAAUCACCUCUUUCUCACGUUGUUGUGUUGGAGAUUGAAGCACCCCAUAAAAGAAGUACCGAACUUGUGAUAAGAGUCCACAAAACAAGGCUAAGUAAUUUGCACUAAAGUAAUGGAAUACCUUUAUGGAUUUGCGUCUUCUAUUUCAAGAGAUUUGGUGUGCGGCGUGAUAGGUCAGUUAAGUUAUCCCUGCUGCUUCAACAAUUUUGUUAAAGACCUUGCAAAAGAAGAAGGUAAUUUGGCUGCAACAAGAGCUAGUGUCCAAGACCGUGUUACACGAGCCAAGAAGCAAACUAGAAACACUGCUGAGGUUGUUGAUAAGUGGUUGAAGGAUGCUAACAUUGUCAUGGACAAUGUUGAUCAGUUACUACAAAUGGCAAAAACAGAAAAGAACUCUUGUCUCGGGAACUGUCCAAAUUGGAUUUGGCGAUACCGUGUAGGCAGGAAGUUAGCAAAGAAAAAAAGGGACCUUACAUUGUGCAUUAAAGAAGGUAGACAAUAUAUACAGAUUGAACACCCUGCUGCACUUUCAAGCAAUUUUUCUUCUGAUAAAUGUUGGGAGUUUGAUAGUAGAAAACCUGCAUAUGAGGAACUUAUGUGUGCUUUGGAAGAUGAUGAGGUUAUUAUGAUUGGAUUGUAUGGGAUGGGGGGUUGUGGUAAAACAAUGCUUGCAAAAGAAGUAGGUAAGAGAGCUGGUCAUCUUUUUGAUCAAGUGCUUUUUGUGCCUAUAUCUAGUACUGUAGAAGUGGAAAGGAUCCAAGAAAAAAUUGCAGGCUCUCUUGAAUUUGAAUUCCAAGAAAAAGACGAGAUGGACAGAUCACAACGCUUAUGCAUGAGGUUAUCACAAGAAGAAAGGGUUCUUGUGAUUCUGGAUGAUGUGUGGCAAAUGCUAGAUUUUGAUGCCAUAGGGAUUCCUUCUAGUGAGCAUCAUAGAGGUUGCAAAGUUCUCAUUACCAGUAGAUCAGAAGCAGUUUGUACUUUGAUGGAUUGCCAGAAAAAAAUUCACCUGUCAACAUUAACCAACGAAGAAACGUGGGAUCUUUUCCAAAAGCAAGCACUCAUAUCUGAAGGCACUUGGAUUACUGUAAAGAAUUUGGGUAAAGAAAUUUCAAAUGAAUGUAAAGGCUUGCCUGUCGCCAUUGUAGCAGUGGCUAGCAGCUUAAAAGGCAAGGCGGAGGUAGAAUGGAAGGUUGCAUUGGAUAGAUUGAGAAGUUCAAAACCUGUUAAUAUUGAAAAAGGUUUGCAAAACCCGUACAAGUGCUUGCAGUUAAGCUAUGAUAAUUUGGACACCGAAGAGGCCAAGUCACUUUUCUUGUUGUGUUCUGUGUUUCCUGAAGAUUGUGAAAUUCCUGUUGAGUUUUUAACUAGGUCUGCAAUAGGGCUAGGCAUUGUUGGAGAAGUUCGCUCAUAUGAAGGGGCAAGGGAUGAAGUGAGUGCGGCUAAAAAUAAGCUCAUAAGUUCUUGUUUGUUGCUGGAUGUUGAUGAAGGAAAAUGUGUCAAAAUGCAUGACUUAGUUCGCAAUGUAGCCCAUUGGAUUGCGGAGAAGGCGAUUAAGUGUACCUCAGAAAAGGAUAUGACUUUGGAACAUACUUCAUUAAGAUAUCUAUGGUGUGAGAAAUUUCCAAAUAGUUUGGAUUGUUCCAAUCUUGACUUUCUACACAUUCACACAUAUACACAAGUAUCAGAUGAAAUUUUCAAAGGAAUGAGAAUGCUCAGAGUUUUGUUUCUUUACAACAAGGGUCGGGAGAGAAGGCCAUUGUUGACUACAUCAUUAAAAUUAUUGAUGAAUCUUCGUUGCAUAGUCCUGAGUAAAUGGGAUUUAGUUGACAUCUUAUUUGUGGGAGACAUGAAGAAACUUGAAAGUCUUACAUUGUGUGAUUGUUCAUUCCUUGAAUUACCUGAUGUGAUUACACAACUGACAAACUUGAGAUUGUUGGAUUUGUCAGAAUGUGACAUGAAAAUGAAUCCGUUUGAAGUAAUUGGGAAACACCCACAGCUAGAAGAACUGUACUUUGCUGAUCGUAGAUCGAAAUGGGAACUUGAAUUCUUAAAAAAGUUUAGUGUCCCACAAGUGUUACAAAGGUAUCAAAUACAGUUAGGAAGUAUGUUUGCCGGUUUCCAGCAAGAGUUUCUCAAUCAUCGCAGAACUUUGUUUCUCAGUUAUUUGGAUACAUCUAAUGCUGCGAUUAAGGAUUUGGCCAAAAAAGCAGAGGUCUUGUGUGUAGCAUGUAUCGAGGGAGGUGCUAAAAAUAUUAUCCCUGACAUAUUUCAAAUAGAAGGAGGAAGUAUGAAUCAUUUAACUGAGCUUUUGAUACGUGAUUCUAAGGGGAUAGAGUGUUUGGUUGACACUUGUCUGAUCAACGUAGGAACUCUCUUCUGCAAGUUGCAUUGGCUAAGGAUUGAGCACAUGGAGCAUUUGGGAGCUUUAUACAAUGGUCGAAGAAUGCCUCUUGGUGGUCAUUUUGAGAAUUUAGAAGACCUAUAUAUAAGUAAUUGUCCAAAGCUAACAUGUCUCUUCACACUUGCAGUUGCUCAAAAUCUGGCACAACUGGAGAAGUUAGAAGUAUUAUCUUGUCCUGCACUGAAACAUAUACUAAUUGAUGAUGAUGAUGAUGAUAGUGAGGAGAUAAGUGCAUAUGAUCACAGACUUCUGUUUCCAAAAUUAAAAAAGCUUCAUGUUAGAGAGUGUGGUAUGCUGGAAUACAUAAUCCCAAUCACUUUAGCUCAAGGCCUUGUACAAUUGGAGAGUAUAGAAAUCGUAUGUAAUCAUAAGUUGAAAUACAUAUUUGGCCAAAGCACACACAAAGAUGGUCAGAAUCAAAAUGAACUCAAGAUCGAGCUUUUGGCCCUGGAAGAGCUUACUCUUGUUCUCUUGCCAAAUAUCAAUAGCAUUUGUCUAGAAGAUUGUUAUCUCAUGUGGCCAUCCUUGUGUCAAUUCAAUUUGCAAAAUUGUGGAGAGUUUUUCAUGGUGUCUAUCAAUACUUGCAUGGCUUUACACAACAAUCAGAUAAUCAAUGAAGCUUCACGUCAAAUUGUGCAAAAUAUAAAAGAAGUUCGAGUCAAUAACUGUGAGUUAGAAGGCAUCUUUCAGCUAGCAGGACUAUCCAUUGAUGGAGAAAAAAAUCCACUGACAUCAUGUUUGGAAAUGUUGUAUUUGGAGAAUCUACCUCAGCUCAGGUAUGUAUGUAAGAGUGAUGUAGUAGAAUCAACGAACCUCCAAUUCCAAAAUCUUCAACAAAUGGAGAUAUGUGGGUGUAGAAGGUUAAAAUUUAUCUUCUCAUCCUGUAUGGCAGGAGGGUUACCUCAAUUGAAAGCGCUAAAGAUAGAAAAGUGCAAUCAGCUAGAUCAAAUCGUUGAGGAUAUUGGCACUGAAGUUCCCUUAGGAUCAUUUGGUUUUCCCAGCCUUAUAAGGUUAACACUAAUAUCAUGUCCGAUGCUGGGUUCAUUGUUUACAGCAUCUACUGCUAAAACCUUGACUUCACUGGAAGAAUUGACAAUACAUGAUUGCCAUGGUUUAAAGCAAUUACUGACUUAUGGAAGAGCUCAGAAAAAUACAAGGGGAGAAAUAGAUCAGGAUGAUCAUGACUUUCAGAGUUGUACGACAAUGUUCCAAAGUUUGAAAAAGAUUAGUAUUAUGAGAUGUCAUUUGCUGAAGUAUAUAUUACCCGUUUCAUUUGCGAGAGGACUGGUGAAAUUGGAAGCUAUAGAAAUCACAGAGACUCCCGAGCUGAGAUAUGUAUUUGGUCAAAACAGUCAUGCUUCCCAUCAAUAUCUAAACAAGUUCCAAAUUGAGCUUCCUGUUUUGGAAAAAGUUGCACUCUAUGAUAUACCAAAUAUGAUUGCCAUUUAUCCAGAAAACUAUCAUGCAACAUGCUCAUCUUGGCAACUUCUUGUCAUGAACGAUGUUGGUCUAUCAAUGAAUAAUUUGAUGGUUGAUUUUGGAGCCACAGACUCAGAUCUUAGUUCUAAAACAGAUGAAUGGGAAACAAUUAUGAGUAUUGAGAAGAAGUUAGUAUCUGUUAUUAUUGAGAAUGGAUCCAAAAUUGAAGGCGUUUUUCAAAUCAAUGGAUUCCCAAUCAAUGGACAACAAGUGGUGUCCUGGUUAGAAGACCUUAAAUUGGUCAAUUUGGCAGAGCUAAUGUACAUAUGGAUGGGUACUAAACAUUUUGCAAGCCUUCAGCAUCUUCAGAAAAUACACAUCUGCAAUUGUCCAAAACUAAAGUCUAUCUUCUCCAUCUCUGUCUUGAGAGUCCUACCCCUGUUGAAGAUUCUUGUGGUAGAACAGUGUGAGGAAUUAGAGCAAAUCAUUGAAGAUGAUGAAGAAAAUGAAAAUGUCCUGAAUUCUAAAGUGUGCUUCUCACAGCUAAAGUUUCUUCUUGUCACACACUGCAACAAAUUGAAGCAUUUGUUUUAUAUCCCCACAUCCCAUGAGUUUCCAGAACUGGAGUAUCUGUCUCUCAAUCAAAAUUCUAGUCUAGUUCAAGUGUUUAAAGUUGGUCCUGGUGUGAGUGAAGGUAGAAUGGAAGCUUUGCUUCCAAAACUCAAACAUAUAAUGCUAAUGCAGCUGCCAAACCUCAAUAAUAUGUGUCAAGGGGUUGAGUUUCACACUCUGACCAAUCUUUUGGUACACAAUUGCCCAAAAAUCUCACUAACUUCAGCGACUACUGUUGAGGACAUGCUAAAAAUCUAUCAUCGUGACAAGGAAUUUGGUUUCUAUCUCUGUCCACACUUACACGACAUAAGUUGUACAACAACAAAUGGCCAAGAGUUCAUUACAUCAAAGAACAAAAACAAAGGGAUACAAGAUUUACAAUCAAAGGAGCAGAAACUGUCAUCCAUUCCUUUACCAAACUUGACAGAGGAGUUGGUUAAAGGACAAUCCACGGAUGAACCAUGUUUGAUGAGCCAACAAAAUCCACUUGAAGAAUCUAGAGUUAAGAUGAUUACUGAAGAGGGAACCGCAUCAAAGAAUGUGGAGAUGGUAGCUUCGCCAAUUCAUUCCGAUUCUGAUAGCUCACAGUCAGACCCAUUAGUUACAUCUCAACGUAGACCACAUCCACAUUGUGAAAUCAGCUUCAGCCAAACUGAGACUUACACUAAUGAAGAAAACAAAGACCAUCCUAUAAAUACAGUAGACUUGGGGGCCAGUGAUCUCAUCAGUUUAUUUCAACCUGUCGAAGAAGAUGAUGAAGGCCAAAUAACCACACCUUGUGUUUCUGAAGUGACUGAACAACAUCAUUCAACCAAAGAUAACUUAGUUGUGAAGGCACUUUCUGACCUGGAAGAGUGUUUGAAAAUGCCUCUGAAGGACAUAGCUAGCUCAGAGGCUAACAGCCUUCGCCUUCUAACAGCUCUUAACUUCUUGUCCCACCUUUCUUUAAAAGAUGCAGCUCUAUCAGAUGGACUCCAAGCUAUAAUAGACACUAUGCACAGAGAAUUCCCAAGCAUCCUAUGCUCCUUCAAACAAGGAUUUACCAUAGACAAAUUUGUUGUGAUUGAAGCUCAUCAUGAUGAGGCAGCCAUUAGUCUUGCUUCCAAAAUUUCCAAAGCAGAUAGUUUUUUGGAUGAAGCUCAACAGAGGGAAGCAACUUUGAAGGAACAUAUCAUUCAAUUGAAGAAAGAAAUAAAAAAUCUUGAGGCUGAACUAUCUUAUCUUGAUGAGAAAAAGGACAAAUGCAUUCAAGAAACUAUAGGGUACAAAAUGGAGUUGGAGAAUGUGAGGAAAGACAAGUAUCAAAUUGUGGAAGAUCAGAUAAAAGCUCGGCAAGAAAUAUUUGAAGUCGAUUAUAAAUGGUCUGCUUUAAGUAGUCAGUUUCGGUACAACUACAUUGUUGAAAGAAAUCCUUCUUGAGGACUUUUCUUAUUUAUUGCUUUUUAACUGACCAAAAUUUGUUACGCUAUAGAAGCUAAAUGAAUGUCAUUUGUUUCAAUAAAUUGGAAAAAUUCAAUA